Molecule: messenger RNA, 788 nt
Organism: Chinchilla lanigera (long-tailed chinchilla)
Lineage: Eukaryota; Metazoa; Chordata; Mammalia; Rodentia; Chinchillidae
Source: RefSeq, a predicted model, not a curated record
GCACUGCCCAGCCCGCCCGCCCCGGACACCAGUAGCAGCGGCAGCGGUGCCGCAGUGGCGGCCCCACCUGACCUCACUGCUUUGUGCCUUAGCCCGGGGUUGGGGUUGGGGGAAAACCCCGGGUCGGGGGUGGGAUGGGGGAAGGGAGAUUUAUAUUUUUGAUAUCAGCGUUGACCAAAGGAGACCCCCCCGGCCUCUUCCGCCUCUUCCUGUGGUUUGUUGGCCCCCUCCUCUCGGCUCCGUGCUGCUCGUUGGUGAGGAGGGGUGUCAAUGUUGGGGCGCUCCCAGCCCUACCUCCGGCCCUUGCGACCACACCCAUUCUCACUGUGAAUCUCCCCGCUGGGGUCGGAGCGUCGGGCAGAGCUGGGGAGAGGGGAGGGGACUGAGCCUGCCGAGGGCCCUUCCCGCCUCAGCUCCAGCCCGCCCCGGGACUGAUAAUGUGAAGUUCCUCAUUUUGCACAAGUGGCACUAGCCCCAGGGCCAACCCUUCCCUCCCUCAGCACCGAGGCUGGGAGUUCUGGAGCCAGGGCACAGCCAGCCUUGGCCUACCUGGUCUCCCGCUCCUGCGGUGUCCCCUUCCCUUCCCUGGGGCCCCGGACCAUAUUUAUUGCAUGCGCCCCGGGUGGCCCCCCCAUCCCAAGCCCAGUCUGGGCUGGGCUGGAGUUCAGUCUCCUUAGCUCCCUCCUCAAGUUUGUAUAUUUCCUACCUUGUACACAGGCUCUUCCAGAGCCGCUUCCAUUUUCUAUACUCGAACCAAACAGCAAUAAAGCAGUAACCAAGGUCCCCAA